This is a messenger RNA of Didymella exigua CBS 183.55, 1357 nucleotides long. RefSeq lists its product as uncharacterized. Bases 387 to 1181 code for a protein of 264 amino acids. NCBI's taxonomy places the organism in Eukaryota, Fungi, Ascomycota, Dothideomycetes, Pleosporales, Didymellaceae. The record is from RefSeq and is a predicted model, not a curated record. The transcript has a single exon.
UAAAAGGGACGGACGCCACAAUCAAUCUCAUGUUUGCAGUCUCGAACUUGCAAGCAUGUCAAGCGAAAUGAGCUCCACAAGCAUCCAAACUCCCCUCAUCUUGAACUCGAGCGCACGGUCCCACCCCACCAAGGAACAGAAGCUCUCAUCUCUUGAGAUUGCGGCGCAAUGUCGUUUACAGAAAUACGCACUCCCGGCAAUAGGCAGUAUCGAGCAUGCGGCUUACCAGUCUAAUCGCCUCCCCGUCAUUACUCGCGUGCUCUACCCAUUUUUAGCAGGGGGUCCCGAUCUGAUGGCUGCACCUUUUCAGCAUCCUCGCGUUCGGGAUCCUUCGUCAUAUCCGUCUGGCGCUUUCAACUGUCGGCCUUGCCCUGCAGCGGCAUUGUAUGACUUCGCAGAUGCAUGCUAUCCUCAUAACAGAGUGGCUGGCGUACAUGGGUCUGACAGCUUUCGCGUCCCCGCCUUUGUCCGGCUGGUUCAAUUGCUGCAUGUCUAAAGGGCUACGCAAUCCUCGGGUCACAUCAUGGCGAAGUCUAAAGGCACACCGCUAUGGCAGAGCAAGGCUCCGUCAGCAGGUGCUCACAGCUCUGCAACACAUCUGCAUGCAAAUUUCGUUCUGCGGUUCAGCCUACUCCGAUCAUGGUCUCUGCAAACCAUUCGGUCCUCAUGCAACGAUGCUGGCUCGAGUCCUUGCUGUAACUUACGAUUGCUAUGUCACGGUGCAAGUCGACAUAUCACAUGUUGUGCCGCACGCUCGGCAGCCGUUCCGGUGUCCGUUUGGGCAUGCGAUGCAUACCAAUAACGGCUCCGGAACUAUGAUUGCGCGUCACUCCAUUGCGUGUCACUCCUGUCUCGGGCAAUGGUCUUCUUCCCAUUUGACGUCUCCUCGCUUUUUCCUGUCGGCGAUCUCUAUCCAUUUGGUGGUGUCCCUUGUCAGCGAUGUCUUAGCAUCUGCUGCACGAUCUAUACUUGGUAUCUGGUAUAUCAGCACUACUGUAAAUUCUCCACUGCAUCAAGACCACACUGCAGGUCAUCGGCGCUUUUACCUUCCUUCUUGUCGGCGGUGCAUCCAAUCGACAUGCCGGCCAUUGUUCACUUCGUCUUCCUUCUGGGCUUCUCUGUUGGCUGCAAAUUGCUCAUCGUAUACCCCGGUUCCCCUACUUGAUUGGUUUUGUUCUUGACAGGUGGGCUACACUGUCUCGUAUUUUGUCCUUAUGAUCUUGCAUAUUCUUCCAGACGCCGUGCUGUACAUAUCUAGGAACGGAUUUCGGAUUGGGCGCGCAGUCACCUGGAUAGCGGGACUGACGCAUGGAGUUGGGCUUGCAGUGAGGGCCACGGUGGACCCGCUGCUUGUGUA